Coturnix japonica (Japanese quail) is the source of this 1924-nucleotide messenger RNA. RefSeq names its product outer dynein arm docking complex subunit 4 (gene ODAD4). Lineage: Eukaryota; Metazoa; Chordata; Aves; Galliformes; Phasianidae. Gene Ontology annotation, cellular component: cytoplasm. Gene Ontology annotation, molecular function: protein binding. The record is from RefSeq and is a predicted model, not a curated record.
CUCGGUGACGUCACUUUGUGGGCGGGGCUUGGCUCGGUCCCGGAAGUGGCGCCGUUGCCCGGCAGCCGUUGCCAAACGACGGCGUCGGUGCCAACAUGGCGGAGAACGUGCCGCCCGUCGGAACCUUCCCGGGCUUCAUGACCGAGGCCGGGCUGCUCUAUAGGCGGGGCGAGUACGGCAAGGCCCUGAGCUGCUUCAACAACGCGCUGAAGCUUCGAGCCGGGGACAAGCACGGCCUGGUGGGACGGUCACGGUGUCACCUGAAGCUCGGGGACAUACAGAGCGCGAUGAGGGACGUGGAGGCGGCGCUGCAGGGCGACAAGGCGUUCUCGGAGGGCCUGUACCAAAAGGCCGAGGCGCUGUACACCAUGGGGGACUUUGAGUUCGCUCUGGUGUUCUAUCAUCGAGGCUCCGAACUGCGACCGGAGCUGCAGAAGUUCAGGCUGGGCAUCCAGAAAUCCCACGAGGCCAUUAUCAACUGCAUUGGAACUCCAUCCUCAGUUAAACUGAAGAACACAGAGGGUCUCUGCUUUGUAAGCCGGCAGGCGGAGAGCAAAAAAGCAGAAGAGAAACUCCAGAUCAAACUGAGCAAGGAUCAAAAGUCCACAAAGAAAAAGGAACCUGCAAGGAGUCAGAAAACAGAGCGGCAGCUUCUGGGAGAGCUCUAUCCUGACAAGGCCUACCUGGAAAAGCUGCUCAAGGACGAAGAGUUGAUGAAGAGCUUCACAAAGCAGGGGAUCAAAGUGGAGGACGUGGUUCAGGGUGGCAUUGCCUACCUGGACAGGCGCGCUGAGUUCUGGCAGCAGCAGAAGCCCAUCUAUGCCCGUGUGAGGGAGCGCAAGCUCAUGCAGCAGAGAUGGAUCCGAGAGAAGAAACCCAAACCAGCCGAGGUGGCCAGAUACAUUGUGAAGAAUAUGGAGGACAUCGAUAUGUUGCUGACUGGAGAAUGCCCUGAAGAGAGCUGCAAGAAAGCAGAGCGUGUGCUGAAAACAAUACAAGGAUGGUCAGAGGAUGAAGUUCCCAACAAGGAGGAGCUGAUUGGGAACCUCCACAGCUGCAUUGGGAACGCUCAGUUUGAGAUGGGGCAGAUGGAGGCAGCCCUGAAAAGCCACAAAAUGGAUCUGGAGAUUGCCAGGAAGAACAAUCUCCCCGACGUCGUGUCCAGAGCCCUCGACAACAUCGGCAGAGUUUAUGCCAGGACCGGCAAAUUCCAGCAAGCCAUCGACGCCUGGGAGGAGAAAAUCCCACUGGCAAAAUCCAGCCUGGAGAAGACGUGGCUGUUCCACGAGGUCGGCCGCUGUUACCUGGAGCUGGGAAAUGCUGAAGAAGCUCAAAACUACGGAGAGAAAUCCCUGCAGUCAGCGCUGGAGGAGGGGGAUGCGGAGUGGCAGCUCCACGCCCGCGUGCUGCUGGCACAGGCACAAGAGAAGUUAAAGGAUUAUUGCUCUGCAAUUACAAACUUUGAAAAGGCCCUUGAGAAGGCAAAGCUCCUCCACAGCGAUGCAGCUCAGGAGGCCAUCAUUGCUGCCCUGGAUGACAUGAGCAGAAGCUUCGUCGAAGACCUGAGAGAAAGAGAAGCGGAGGAUGAAGACCUCCAAGAUCAGGAUUUCGGCGGUGAAAACGCAAAAUACGACAGUUCUGAGGGACGGGAAAAGGAGCAGAGCUCAGAGAACCAAGGGGGGGAAAAAGAGGAUGCAGAGAACGAAAAGGAACCAGAAAACGAGGGAGAAGAGCUCAGUGAAGGAGAUGGAAAAGAAGAGGGUGAAGAGGAGGAGAGCAAACUGAAAGAGGAGGAGGAGGAGGAGGAGGAGGAGAAGAGCGAAAGAAAGGAAGAGGGGGAAGAAGAAACGGGAGCCGACGAAUAGGAUUAGUCUGAUAACCUGAGCGGUUAGAAUAAAGCCGGUUUACGCUCCGCUGUCACACA